AUGCAUCUCGAUCAGCUCGCUCCCGAGAUUUUGCAUGAAAUCUUCAGUUAUUUAUCACAUCGAGAAAGACUUCCGGUGAAACUAUGCUCAAAAGCUUUGAAUGUCGCAGCUACGGUAGCACCUCUUGCUCUUGGAAAUGUCCAUUUCAUGGAGUAUUUCGACGAGUUCGAUGAAGCUAAUCAGGGCGUUUCGAUAGUUCUCCGUACUGAUGAAUUCGAGAUGAACUUCAAUUCGCCAGGAUAUAAAUCCAGAGACACAUUAAUGGAUGUUUAUCUUCAGAAUGCUCGUCGUAGACACAGAACAGAAACUGUCGAAAAUGAAGGAAUCCGUGACCUCGCCAGAAAAUAUCUCCGAAAGCUGAUUCUCCCAACCAACGUAUCGUGCGAUAACUUCGAAACCAACUAUCGUUACACACCAAACUUUUUGGAAAACUCAGAAAUUAUUAAAACCAAAAAGUUUCGAGUUUUGAAAUCGGGAAAGCCUCAAAACGCUGGAUCCAUUCAUGGAUGGCUGCGACACUUGAAACCCAACAAUCUUCGCAAUAUUACUGUUUACAAAUCUGACGAAGACUUUUCGUUUGUCGGAUUCGAAAAUGGUCUUUCUUCCUUGGAGACUCUCCAUGUUCUUCAAAAAAGUUCUAUUAAUGACGAUGUUCUAUUGUCACUGAAAGCAUUAGACAUUGAACUGGAGCAAGCUGAAAUCACUGCCAAUGGAAUUAAUACACUUAUCCAGAGAUGGACAACGCAGUCAGUGCCACGUGGAUCUCGAUUCGUCUACUAUUACGUCGCUCCCCCAGGCCGUUUCCCAAUACAUCAACUCGUCCAGAACGUUCGUGAUUUAUCGUUAUGGACAGAAAACAAAGCCAAUAUUCCAAUAGGUUCUGAUAGAACUCUUAAUGUAUAUGUGGAUUCUAAAGUUUUGCAUGUCGAAUGUUUCAAAAAGUGA
Messenger RNA from Caenorhabditis briggsae, 945 nucleotides. Gene Ontology annotation, molecular function: protein binding. The record is from RefSeq and is a predicted model, not a curated record. The transcript has 3 exons. The coding region runs from base 1 to 945 and encodes 314 amino acids. Lineage: Eukaryota; Metazoa; Nematoda; Chromadorea; Rhabditida; Rhabditidae.